AUGGCGUCCUCAUCCACCCCCGGCCCUGCUGCCGGUGGCCAUUCAUAUGGCGGCCCGAAGCCGCCACGCAUUCUCGCAUGUGUCCUUUGCCAACAUCGCAAGAUCAAGUGUGACCGCACAUUUCCUUGUGCCAACUGUACUAAGUUUGUGGAUGGAAAGGCCAAUGUAUCAUGUACGCCCAGCACCCCCGCGCCGGCGAGGAAGCGCCGGAGGCCAAAUCAGGACCUGCAGGAGCGACUCGCCCGCUGCGAAGAGCUGCUCAAGGUGUACUCGAGUGCGAAGCCCCCCGACGAAGACUCCAGUCCCAUGAUGGAAACCCCGCAGAACAUGUUCAACCACGAGUCCGCGCUCAAGUGGAACCCGCCAGGCAAGCUCAUUGUCGAGGACGACGGUGGCGUCCGCUUUGUCGACUCGGUUAUGCUGGGCACCAUCCACGAAGAACUGCGCGCCAUGCGCGAGAUUAUCGACAGCGAAGACAACGAAGACAUCACACCCGAUACGACGGCAACACCCGACGACAACUCCGACCUCCUCCUGCUCGGCAGCAUGCACGGCACCGGUGGUGGUGAAUCAGGGAGCCCGGCUGCCCCUGCCACGCUUGAAGAACUGCAGCCAUCGGCCGCGCACAUCUUCCGGUUGUGGCAGAUCUUCUUGGAGCGCGUCAACCCGCUCACCAAGAUUGUCCACGUGCCCACGCUGCAGCCCUAUCUGGUCGAUGCUACGAGCACUUCGCCCAACGUGCCCCCCAGCGUCAGGACGCUUUUGUUUGCCAUCUACACGCUGUCUACGGUGUCCAUGACGCCUGACGAGUGCCUGAACAUGCUUGGCUACUCGCGCGAAACGGCCCUGCAGCGCUUCUCGAAUGGCGUGCGCCUGUCCCUGAUUCGGACCAACUUUAUGAAGUCCUACGACUUGGAGACGCUCCAAGCGCUGGUCAUCUACUUGAUCUCUUUGCAGGGACGCUACAAUCGUCACGCCUCAUGGAUUCUUAACGGCGUCGUGCUCCGCAUCGCGCAAAAGAUGGGUCUGCACCGCGACGGCGAGGUCCUUGGUCUGAGCCCCUUCGAGACUGAAAUCCGUCGGCGGGUGUGGUGGCAGAUUAUCAUGGUGGACGCCAAGUAUGCGCUCAUGUCGGGUCUCAGCCAUUCGAUGAUGCCCCGCGUUUGGGACACAAAGGAGCCCAAAAACGUCAAUGAUGCCGACCUCUUCCCCGCCGCGACCGAGCCGGUCCAGGAUCGUGACGGUCCCACCGAAAUGAUCAUGGUCAUGGUGUUCAACCGCAUCGCGCGGUUCCUCGCCGAUACACCCGGCGUUGAGCCCCUGAUUCUGAUGAGCGACCACGAGGUGUUCCGGGGUCCGAACGGCCCCUCGAGCCUGCAUAUCGAAAUGUACCGUGGGCUGAUUGCCAAGCUCGCGACCAGCUUGCUGGAAAUCACGGACAAGUUCUGCGACCCGACGGCGGGGCCGUUGCACGAGAUGGCGGUCGAGGUCAAGGCUGAGAUCUUGCAAAAGUUGGAAAACUUGCUGAUGCCGGCCCAGGAGCGUGAGUUCAGCGAUGAGGUCAAGACGCCCGCGGACAACGUGUUCCAGGUGGCCGUCGAGGCGGCAACGCACGACAACGAGCUCAAGAUGAAGGCCAAGAACAAUCUGUUUGCGUGGUUCUCGCGCCUCUACUUUCAGGACAACAUGUUCAUGUUCAUUGUCGGCCAGCUGUGCAUCCGCACGACGGGCAAGCUGGUCGAGAAGGCGUGGAUCGCUGUCGAGAACACCUACGACCAGUACCCCGACCUCUACGACGUCACGCAGCGGUCCUACUACCAGAUUGCCAGCUUUGUCCUGCGCGCCUGGCGGACGCGCGUCGACGUGCUGCGCGCGCGCGCCAGCCUGACUGGCCAGCCCGUCCAAGUGCCCGAGUUUAUCGCCAAGCUGCGGGCGACCAUGCCGGUGCAGGACGACACCGCCUCGACCUCGUCGGGGGGCGCGGCACAAUCGGCGACGGAGCCAUCCAUCAAGAGCGAGGCGUCGUCGGCAUCGCUGUCCAAGGUGCCCGGGCUGGGGAUGUCCGCUAUGCCGUCGGCGGGGCCGUCGACAGGGCCGGGCACGGUGACCAUCAGCAACAGCUACGACCCAAUGGACAGCAUAAACACGGCGACGGUCGCGGACCCGCCUGUGCCGUCGAUUGAUGAGCUGUCGCUGCUGGGCGACGACAAGGCGAUGCUGCCGACGACAAACGACCAAGUGCUGGACCAGCUGCUGGCGCAGUCGUACAUGGACCCCAACACCAUUGACUGGGACAUGUGGGGCAGCAUGAUGCCGCCGGGCUCGGUGGCGACGCCGUUUGACAACUUUAAUACCAUGCCGAACACCCAGUGGUGA
Molecule: messenger RNA, 2376 nt
Organism: Sporothrix schenckii 1099-18
Lineage: Eukaryota; Fungi; Ascomycota; Sordariomycetes; Ophiostomatales; Ophiostomataceae
Product: c6 zinc finger domain containing protein
Exons: 3
Coding region: 1-2376 (791 amino acids)
Biological process (GO): regulation of DNA-templated transcription; DNA-templated transcription
Molecular function (GO): DNA binding; DNA-binding transcription factor activity, RNA polymerase II-specific; zinc ion binding
Source: RefSeq, a predicted model, not a curated record